Vombatus ursinus (common wombat) is the source of this 2149-nucleotide messenger RNA. RefSeq names its product sialic acid-binding Ig-like lectin 10. Bases 328 to 2061 code for a protein of 577 amino acids. NCBI's taxonomy places the organism in Eukaryota, Metazoa, Chordata, Mammalia, Diprotodontia, Vombatidae. The transcript has 9 exons. The record is from RefSeq and is a predicted model, not a curated record.
CCAACGAACACUCUCCGCUCUCAGCAGCAGGGGCCAGAUGGAGCUUCCUCACCAGCAUUGCCUGGAUCAGCAAUUUACUUUUACUUCUUCCUUGUUUGUUGUCCUGAAGGCAGAAAACCCUCGGCUUCCCCAUUGUGGCUACCUUGGUGAAGUCCCUCCCCUUGGGAUCUGGAUCUGUCACAGUGGAGCCCGAUGCAGCAGUCUCUGAGAAUUCCCCUCCCGGGAUCCCAGAACUGUUAGGUUCCUUGGAGGCUGGGCGCUUUUCCUUCUUCAUCCAGUGGUUCCCUUUGACUUUCCUUCUGAACAGGCCGCCUAACAUUUUCACAGAUGCCGGGGCUGGAGAAGGUCCCAGGUUGGAGCCUGGAUCCUUCCUGUACCCUUGUCUCUUCAGGGAUGCUGGUAUGCCUGCUCCUGCUGCCCGUCAUCCGGGGAAGACUUCUCCAAGAAGAGGCAGAUUUCAAAGUAAAUGUCCUUGAAACAGUGACGGUUCAGCAGAACCUGUGUGUACAAGUUCCUUGUACCUUUUCCUCCCUUGGAAAGGACGAAGCCAACAAUCAGAUCUUUCUCUUUUGGUACCUGAGGGAAAAAACCAAUCUCAUCCUAGUGGCCACCAAUAAGCACUAUUUGAACAUAUCUGAAAGAUUUAGAGACCGCUUCAGUGUUAUUGGGAAUCCCCAGAACCAUAACUGCACUCUGUCCAUCAAGAAUGCUCAGAAAUUGGACACAGGGAAAUACAUACUCAAGGUGGAGAAAGGAAAAUUAAAACCUGAGUUUAAAAAUGAGGUGUUUGUCAAUGUGUCAGACUUGACAGAGAAGCCAGUUAUCAAAGUCCUAGAGACCCUGAAAGCUGGGGAUGAAGGGAUUCUGAUCUGCACGAUGCCAGGGGCCUGUGAGGGGGCAAAUUCCCCCACCUUUCUCUGGACAGGGUCUGCCCUCUCCUCCCAGAGUCCUGGCACCAGGACCCAUGCCUCUUCAAAGCUGUCUUUCACUCCAAAAUUCCAGGACCAUGGCACCAAAAUCACUUGUCGAGUAACCUUUAAGAGGUCCUGUGUGACCUCAGAAAGGACUGUGCACCUCAACGUCACCUAUCCUCCCAAGAAGCCAACCAUUCAGGUUCGCCAGGCAAAUUGGCCAGUCCUAAGGUUCCUGGGAAAUGUGUCCUUUCUGUGGGUCUUGGAGGGUGAGUCCCUGAAUCUGAGCUGUGCUGCUGACAGUAACCCGGCCGUCUCUCUGAACUGGACCAAGGGGAAGCGAACUCUGACCUCCUCCCAGCUUUCAGCUGCUGGGGUUGUGAACUUGCAACUUGACCAGGUGGGGCCAAGCGACUCUGGAGAGUACACCUGCCAAACUCAGGCCCCACCGAGGUCCAGGAAGGCCUCCCUGAUGCUCUCUGUGCAGUACCCCCCGAAGCCUCUCAGCUCCUCUUGUUCCUGGACUGAGGAAGGCUUGCUCUGUGCCUGUUCUGUCCAGGGCGAGCCAGCCCCCUCUCUGUGCUGGUGGCUGGGGGAGAGCCCUGUGCUGGACAGCAGCAGCAAUGACACCCUCCAGGUGGUGUCCACUACCUCAGGGGUCUGGACCAAUAGUAGCCUGAAUUUGAUGCAAAAGCCAGAUCCUGCCCUCCGCCUCCGCUGUGAGGGGAAGAACCGUCAUGGGACACACAGUGUCAGCAUCCUGCUGGUUCCAGAGAGAACUACUCAAGGCACGGAAAUGAACAAGAAACCACUGAUCAUGGGAGCUGCCUAUGGGGCUGCUGUCACUGGCUUCUUGGCUCUUGGCCUCCUUAUCAUUGUGGUGAAGAUUCUUAAGAGGAAAUCAGCAGAGGCUGAAGCCAUUGAGGAUAACAGGCACCUUCCCUCAGAGGCCAUCCCCCUUGCUCCAGAUGGGAUACUGAGGUUGAAAAGUUCCCUGAGACCCCCACCCCAUGACACAUCACGCCCCACCUCUAAGGAGGGACCCGAGCUGCAUUAUGCCUGCCUCAGCUUCCAGAAGCUGAGCCCCCAAAAUCCCCAGGAGUCUGCAUAUGCUGGCACUGAGUAUGCUGAGAUCAAGUUUCAAAAAUAGCCUUUGUGAGGAAGAGAAUGGAAGAGGAACAAGAUACAUGGUGUUGUUACUGAAAGAAGAAGUCAAAUGUAGUAUUAACAGAACCUUA